CCAAUUGGGAGUUCCUGCCAGAACCCAAAACGUCACACACGACACAUCUCUUUGAAGCUUUGUUGCAAAAGGUACCCCAGACGAUUCUCGCCGUCCCUGUCUACAGACCGAUUCAGCGCGCUAAAGGCGGCGACUGAAGGCCGUAUAUGUGCUUCACAAGCUGUAACUGCUCUUCGAAAACCCUAAAUCAGAAGAAACAUAUACUUGGCUCUAGUAAUCAUCAUGUACAUAAAACAGUGUCUGGGUAUCUAUGCUGUGGACGUAUUUAUGCACACAAUCGCAUGCUUCUCUGAAGUUUUCAUGAUUGCGCGCUUGACUGAAGCUUUCAUUUUGGGGGGAUGCUUUUGGUGCAGAUUAUUAUUGAAGGGUUCAAGAGCUACAGGGAACAGAUAGCUACUGAACCAUUCAGUGCAAAAGUUAACUGCGUUGUUGGUGCUAAUGGAUCUGGCAAAUCUAACUUUUUCCAGGCAAUGCGUUUUGUCAUAAGUGACCUCUUCCAUAACCUGCGCAGUGAAGAAAGGCACGCCUUACUUCAUGAAGGUGCAGGACACCAAGUAUUAUCUGCUUUUGUGGAGAUCGUGUUUGACAAUUCAGACAAUCGACUCCCGGUCGAUAAGGAAGAAGUGCGAAUGAGAAGAACAAUUGGGCUCAAGAAAGAUGAAUAUUUCUUAGAUGGAAAACAUAUCACGAAAACUGAAGUCAUGAACUUACUGGAAAGUGCAGGAUUCUCUCGAUCGAAUCCAUACUAUGUUGUGCAGCAGGGAAAGAUAGCAUCAUUGACAGUGAUGAAAGAUCCAGAGCGACUUGAUCUACUGAAAGAAAUUGGUGGCACACGAGUCUAUGAUGAGAGACGCCAGGAAAGUCUAAAGAUUAUGCAAGAAACAGGUAAUAAGAAGAAGCAGAUUAUUCAAGUUGUGCAAUACAUGGAUGAAAGGCUGAGAGAGCUGGAUGAAGAAAAAGAGGAACUUAAAAAAUAUCAGCAGCUUGACAAACAGAGGAAAUCUUUGGAGUACAGUAUCUUUGAUAAGGAACUUCAGGAUGCAAGGCAGAAAUUGGCAGAGGUUGACAAGACUAGGAAUCAAAUUUCUGAAACAUCUACUAAGAUGUAUGAAGAAGUGCUGACGGCCCACGAAAGGUCUAAGGAACUUGAAAAGUUGUCCAAAGAUCUGACCAAGGAAAUUCAAAUUCUAAGCAGGGAAAAAGAAGUGAUAGAAAAACAGCAAUCAGUCGCUAUCAAGAAGCAUACCGAGCUUGAGCUUGAUGAGAAAGACCUUCGGGAGAAGAUCAGUGCAAAUUACAAAGCCAAGGAGGAAGCAAUUAAACAACUUCACCUUCUAGAGAGCGAAAUUCAGAAGUCAACAGAUGCACUCAACAAUAUUAAGCCUUUUUAUGAGAAACAAGUUCAAGAGGAAGAUGAGAUAACAAAGAGAAUUAUGGAACGUGAAAAGCAGCUUAGCAUCCUUUAUCAAAAACAGGGCCGGGCUACUCAAUUUGCUAACAAAGCUGCCCGUGAUAAAUGGCUUCAAAAGGAAAUCGAUGAGUAUGAAAGAAUCUUGUCCUCAAAUCAUAAGCAGGAGAGUCAACUUCGUGGCGAAAUUAAGCAGCUUCAUGAAGACAUGAAGAUUCAUGAUGAUAUCAUCAUGCAUCGCAAAAAUGAAGCAGCUGUCAGGGAAGCUCUCAUAUCUGGAUAUCGGCAAAGUUACACUGCUUUUAAAAGACAGAGAGACGAGCAGCAUGAUGAGCGGAAGUCUUUGUGGGCGAAAGAGAGUGAACUUACUGCUGAAAUUGCUCGACUCAAAGCAGAAGUUGAGAAAGCAGAGAAAAGCCUAGAUCAAGCAACACCUGGGGAUAUUAGAAGGGGACUGAGCUCAGUCAGGAGGAUAUGCAAAGUGCAUACAAUUCCUGGGGUAUUUGGCCCAAUAUUUGAGUUGCUUGAAUGUGAAGAGAGGUUCUUCACUGCUGUUGAAGUUACUGCGGGAAAUAGCUUAUUUCAUGUUGUGGUUGAGAAUGAUGAUAUAUCAACCCAAAUUAUUAGACAUCUAAACUCAGAGAAAGGUGGGCGAGUCACAUUUAUUCCAUUGAACAGGGUGAAGGCUCCUGAAGUUUCGUAUCCACAGAACAAUGAUGUGAUACCACUUCUAAAAAAAUUGAAGUUCUCCAACAGAUAUACAAAAGCAUUUGAACAGGUGUUUGCUCGAACUGUAAUUUGCCGGGAUUUGGAUGUUGCAACAAGAGUUGCGCGCACAGAUGGUCUUGACUGCAUAACUUUGGAAGGUGACCAAGUGAGCAAAAAAGGAGGUAUGACUGGUGGGUUUUAUGAUUAUAGGCGUUCAAGACUGAGGUUUAUGAGCAUUAUUAAGCUUAGAACAAUUUCUAUCCGCGAGAAGGAAAAUGAACUGGUGGAUGUUAGGAAAAUGCUUGAAGAGAUGGACCAGAAAAUUAAUGAGCUAGUGGCUGAACAGCAGAAAAAUGAUGCUAAGUUGGCUCAUGACAAAUCUGAGCUAGAACAGUUCAGGCAGGACAUUGCAAAUGCUGAAAGGCAAAAAAGUUCCAUUGCUAAAGCUGUUGAGAAAAAGGAGAAAUUGCUGGCCAAUGUUUUGACCCAAAUUGAUCAGCUUAGAUCUAGUAUAGCCAUGAAACAUGAAGAGAUGGGAACAGAACUUGUUGAUCACUUGACACCAGAAGAGAGAGAAGCUUUGUCACGCCUGAAUCCUGAAAUAACAAAUCUGAAAGAGAUGCUUAUAGCAUCCAAGGCAAAACGCAUGGAGACUGAAACAAGAAAAGCAGAGCUGGAGAUGAACUUAUCAACAAAUCUUGUAAGGCGGAAGCAAGAGUUGGAGGCAAUCAAAGUGGCUGUAGACAUUGAUGCGCUUAAUUCUGAAGCUGAUUUGAAGGGACAAGAAGUACUGGAGGUUCAUAAGUUGCUCGAGAACUUGAGUGAACAGAUCAAAAGGGUUUCUGUGAAUUUAAAUAAAAAAAUUUUGGAGCUGCAGGAGAUCAAAGGUAAAAAAGACAAGUUGAAGGCUCUGGAGGAUAAGUAUCAGGGAACACUUCAGGAUGAAAAGAGAGAACUGGAGCAACUCUUAAAUAAAAGGAACAUCUAUGUUGCAAAACAAGAAGAGUAUUCAAAGAAGAUUCGGGAAUUGGGUCCAUUAUCUUCUGACGCUUUUGAAAAGUAUAGAAGGAAGAAUGUAAAAGAGCUGUACAAAUUGCUGCACAAGUGCAAUGAGCAGCUGCAGCAGUUUAGCCAUGUCAAUAAAAAAGCAUUUGACCAGUAUGUAAACUUCACUGAGCAGAGAGAAGAACUCCAGAGAAGACAAGCUGAACUAGAUUCUGGUGAUGAGAAAAUCAAAGAACUUAUAUCAGUUCUGGAUAUGAGAAAGGAUGAGUCAAUUGAGCGUACAUUCAAAGGUGUGUCUAAGCAUUUUCGAGAAGUAUUUUCUGAACUUGUGCAAGGUGGCCGUGGGGUUUUAGUUAUGAUGAAAAAAAAGGAUGGUGAGGAGGAUGACAAUGACGAUGCUGAUGAUAGGCCUCGUGCAGCUGAGGUUGGGGGAAGGGUUGAGAAAUAUAUUGGUGUUAAAGUGAAGGUGUCUUUUACAGGACAAGGAGAAACACAGUCGAUGAAACAGUUAUCUGGAGGUCAAAAAACAGUUGUAGCACUAGCUCUAAUAUUUGCCAUACAGCGAUGCGAUCCUGCCCCAUUCUAUCUCUUUGAUGAAAUUGAUGCUGCACUGGAUCCUCAAUACAGAACUGCAGUCGGAAAUAUGGUUCGUAGGAUGGCAGAUAUGGCAAACACCCAGUUUAUAACAACAACAUUUAGGCCUGAGCUUGUAAAAGUUGCUGACAAAAUAUAUGGCGUGACGCACAGAAACAGAGUUAGCCGAGUUAAUGUGGUCUCUAGAGAAGAAGCUUUAGAUUUUAUCGAGCACGAUCAGUCCCACAAUGCCGAUUGAGAGCUUAGAAGGCUUUGCCACUGUCCAACUCUACUAUCAGUACUAUGUGAUCAGGCAGGAAGCUGACUACGCAUGUUAUAGUUGGUACAACAAUCACUGGAUAAUACUCUGUAGAUGGCGUUUACAUGUAGAUGGCGUUAUAGUUGGCAUGCAGAAUUGGUAUUUUCGUUUACAUGUAGAUGGCGUUUUUAGUGAAGUUGGUCUAGAUAUUUUAAGUUAUUUAUGUUUGCUACAGUAGAGGAAUGUUGAUUCUUUUUCACAUCAGUUGUGUCUAUUCGUCAGUAGUUGGCGUUCAAAGUGAAAUGAUUUAGGGAUAUAGUUGUUAUCUCCUGUUCACUAAGAAGCCCUUCUGUAGUAGUAGCUCUGUAAUUUACCGGUUCCGGUAAUAUCAUUCCCGGUACCGACCCGUGUAUGUACCGGUACCGGAUCAGGUUGGGCUACCCGGUCGGGCUUCGGGCCGGGAUAAAUUUAAUUUUUUUGUUAACUAAUUUACAAGUGCUACAAAAAAAAUCGUUGGAUAUUUAUUUAAACAUGAAGUACAAUUGAUAAUUGAAAAUACAUUUGGUAAAAA
Messenger RNA from Cuscuta epithymum, 4524 nucleotides. Lineage: Eukaryota; Viridiplantae; Streptophyta; Magnoliopsida; Solanales; Convolvulaceae. The record is from the annotation of a GenBank genome assembly.